AUGGCAGGCGCGGAAGGUGACGACAAUGCCGAAACAUUUUCGGACUCAAAUCCUACACCAGAGGAUGCAGGAAAUUUACAAAUUUUACUCUUAAAAAGAGACCGCAUUCACGACGAAAUAUCGCGUUUCAAGUUGUGGUUUGAAACAAACAAUUACAGUACAUCCGCUUCUCGACUGAGAGUAAGAUUGCGCGAUUUUGUACGUAUUAAGGCUCAGUUUGACAAAAUCCAUUCUCAGAUUGAAGCUCUUGAUGACGCUACCCUCGAUUUAGAACACUCUAGAACAAAACUUUAUUUCGAAAACGCGUAUUACGAUUUAUGUGCAGAUGUCGAAGAUGCUAUUGAACAAAAACGCGUUAACACAUCUUCACCUGCACCGCAAGGUAACGCACCUACGAGCACACCGUCACCAUCGGUGCAGUUGCUCCCGAUUGUUAUUAAACCGUUUAGCGGAAUUUAUACUGAAUGGCUACCUUUUUAUAAUACAUUUAAAACGUUGGUUCAUGACGACACACGUCUGACCAAAAUUCAGAAAUUCCAUCAUUUAAAAAAUUCUUUGUGUGGCGACGCAGUAAACGCCAUAAAUCCGUUAACAAUUUCUGAGGCAAAUUAUGAUGUAGCGUGGAAAUUGCUCAAGGACAGAUUUGAAAACAAACGGUUAAUCGUCCAGCACCACGUGACCAAUUUGUUUAAUCUACCUCAAGUAAUUAAAGAUUCUGCUAGUUCAAUGCGACAGUUAUUAGACACUUUUAACACAAAUCUUGAAGCGUUGAAAUCUUUUGAUGUCGAAAUAAAUCCAUCAGACGUCUUACUCAUUUAUUUAUUAACAUCGAAAUUAGAUUUUAUCAGCCGUAGGGGUUGGGAAGAAUCGUUGACUACGAACGAAUUACCAACUAAAAAACAAUUAAUUGAUUACUUGACACAACGGUGUCAUUUGAUGGAAUCGAUGGAGUUAAAUAAAUCGCAAUUUAAAACUAAUAAUACUUAUAAUAAUAAUCAAAAAACAGAACCGAAAUCAUUUUCAAAGCCCCCACAAAAGGUGUCUACAUUUACAGCGGCAGUAAAUCGCAAUAGCACACAAUCCACUUGUAAUUUUUGUAAAAAAUCUCAUUUAAUUUACAACUGUGUUACCUUUUUAAAACUCAGUGUUUCGGAAAGAAGGUCUCGGGUAGAUAGGUUGAAAUUAUGUCAAAAUUGUCUCAAACCAUCGCAUACGUCCGAUAGCUGUAAAUCUAUGGCAUGUAAAUUAUGCCAAUUGAAACAUAAUACACUUUUACAUAGUGACCAACCCUCCCAUUCAAACGAUGAUAAGUCGCUCACAGCUCCUGAAACACAACAUGAGAACUAUUUUAUUAACAAUGCCACUCAAUUAUCCAACGGACGAUUUCAAGUCAGAUUAACAUUUAGCAAGUGUUUCCCAAUCUUGAGGGAUUCGAAAGAAAUCGCGCUUCAACGAUUGUACUCAUCGGAACUUAAGUUCGCAAAAAAUAUUAUGUUAGAAAUCAACUAUCAUAAUUUUAUAAAAGAAGACAUUAAUUUAGAUCAUAUGCUUUUACUAGGUUCAUUUACAGAGCAAAAAAUCGAAAGUAAACCCCAUCAUUUUUUGCCUCAUCAUGCGGUUUCCAAAACUGACGGGGUCACUGAAAAGAUUUGCGUAGUGUUUGAUGGGUCAGUCAAACCAUCAGUCGGAAAAAGCAUAAAUGCUUGUCUGAGUACAGGGCCAAAAAUACAAAACGACAUUUCCGAUGCAAUAAUUCGAUCUAGGACGCAUGAGGUUGCUUUUACAGCGGACAUUUGUAAUAUGUAUCAUCAAAUUUUAUUUCAACCCGAAGACAGACGAUACGAAAAAACUUUGUGGUGGGAUGAUCCCGUGCUUUACCAAGCACGUGUCACUUUAGCCAAACGGGCUUCAAAUACAAAUUUGCUGAAUGAUUUGACAACUAACCACAUCAAUUUUCAUUUCAUUCCGCCUUCCGCGCCACAUAUGGGGACUAUCGGGGAAGCAAUGGUCAAAUCUGCGAAAAGUCAGUUGAAGCGCGUUACUGGUAUAUUUUUAUUUAAUUUGCAAGAAAUGCAGACGUUGCAAAUACAAGUCGAAACGUGUUUGAAUUCGUACCCGUUAACCGCCAUGUCCAAAGAUCCAAAUGACCUGAUUCCUUUAAUUCCCGGUCACUUCCUCGUUGGAACCCCUCUAACUGUUAUUCCAGAGGAUAACGUCACCACGGUCUCAACGAACCGGCUCUCCAGGUGGCAACAAUUCAGCCGCACUCAGCAGCAAUUUUGGAAACGGUGGACAGCAGAACAUAUGGGUCAACUUCAUCAUCGCCCAAAAUGGACCAAGGCCAGCCGCAACAGCAUAAGGUGGACGAUUUGGUGGUCGUUAAGGAAGACCACACACUCCCGCUUAUAUGGACCACUGGGACGCGUUAUUACUGUUCAUCCCGGUCUACAUGGCCCCAUUCGCGUAGUGACAGUGAGAACCGCGCAUGAUGUGAUUAACCUGCAAGUGACUAAGCUGUGUGUGCUUCCGACAUAA
Zophobas morio is the source of this 2535-nucleotide messenger RNA. RefSeq lists its product as uncharacterized. NCBI's taxonomy places the organism in Eukaryota, Metazoa, Arthropoda, Insecta, Coleoptera, Tenebrionidae. The transcript has a single exon. Bases 1 to 2535 code for a protein of 844 amino acids. The record is from RefSeq and is a predicted model, not a curated record.